UUCAAUGAAUGUCCAAGGGAUGAUUUUGAAAAGGAGAGCAACUGAGUUCUUUUGGUUACAUCUUGUUGGAAAUCAAGUAGAAUUGUUAUUUAUGUCACAGUUUUAUUUUUAUUGUGGAAUGUAGAUUUAUAGCUGCAUAAAUCAUAUGUUCCACUUGGACCCGAUCAUUGCUGAGUGAAUACGAUUAGUAUUCCUGCCCUCAAAGGAUAUUGAUUCGGCGCUAUGAAAGAAUGAUAUCCUAUAUACAAGCUUGGCUGCUGGCAAUACCGGAUUUUCUGGAGUUUGAAACAAAUCCUUUGGAUUGUUUGCUGCAAGGGCUUGUGAGCACAUCUGGAAUUUUUGUGCUGUGCUAUCUGUUGAGGGUUGUCCUGUUCAUCCAGGCUUUGAGCAACGAAGAUGGAUCAAACCUCAAAGAAUGCACUAGACCGGCAGAGCUGAGUGCCAAUGGCUGGUUGAGUGCAGCAUUCCAGUUCUGUUGUUUGACUGUAAAUCUGGCGCUGGUGGGCUCUCGGGUGGCCUCCCUCGUGGUUCUUGAGUUUUCUUUGAGACUUGUUUCAUCUUGGGCUACUGCUGGACCGACCUCCCUUCCCAGUACUAGCCUGCAGAUCCUUGUGCACUCCCAGUUCUCCCUGGGCUGUGCCCUAAGUUGCAGUCUCCGCUUCCUCCACGAUGGGGCACCGAAGCGUUCGCUGAACCUCCUCCUGGCUGCGGGACCGAGCUUGCUGCUGGCCGGCCAGUGCGGCCGUCUAUGGCGUCAUGUGGCGACGCUGUACCCGCUGCACAGCUCCCAGUGCAGCUGCGGCAUCUGCGUCAGCCUGCUGACCUCAGGCCACACACUGCAGGCCUUCCUGUGUCACUCUCUCAAACUGAGCUUCGGUGUUGCUGUCAUUGCUGCAAUCUCCACCCUCAACCAUCCCUUCAAAUCAGCAUCGGAAGCCUUGAGGUUUUGGACACCACUGACUGUUUGCUAUGCCCUGCUGGUAGUCUACGUACAAGAAGAACAGCGCCGCUGCUCCAGUGGCACAGCUGCGAGGCGGACGGCGGUGGUGCGGCUGGGCGGCCUGUUGCUGCUCGUGCUGACCGUGGGCCGCUGGACAGAUGUACUGCACGUGCUGCUUUGUUUCCCGGGUGAGGCCUGCUGCCUGAUCCCCUCCCAGGACUUACAGGCCUUAGUGGCCCAGGAGUUGAUUAAAGAGGCUUCCUGCAAUCCCAAGCAGACUGCGAACUCAGACACCUACUCAGAGGAAUCCCCCGAACUUGUCCACCUCCACAGAAAACAUAAAAGUGCUGGGAUCCCUGGGAGGGAAGGGAUCUCCCAGAUGUCUGGCAGUGAUGCGCUGCCUCCUAGUCGAGAUUUAAAAAGCCAAACCUCGUGUACAGUAACAAAACAGGAAUUGUGCAGCAGGUACUGAGCAUCUGACCGGACUCCUGUAUGGACAGGUGGGGCAAAGUGAAGGUGAGUUGCAUGGUGGGACGAGCAUCGCUGAUUCCCACGGUCAAUACUGCACACAAGCAGAACAUGCAAACUCCAUAGAGAUUGAACCAGGUGCAACCCCAGAACCUAGCGCCUGUGAGGCGCCAGAGCAACCCGCUGCACCAUCAUGCCACACAAUUUAAAUCAGGUUUAAAAAGUGCUUCCUACAGAGCUCAGGCUCAUUUUGUCCAAUUUAAGGAAUGCCUGUAAUUGUGAAAAGAAAAAAAUCUGCAAAGAUGUCUCCCCAAUAGAAGUGGUCAAUAUUUCAGUUAAACGCCUUUGUUGGAGUGUAACUUUUGUAUUGUGCUUCAGUGAAAAAUGCUGUAGAGAGUUCCAGAAUACAGAAUGCCUGUUGAAACUGGUCAUUUUCCACAGACCAGCAACACAGCCUAAAAGGCCUUGAGUAUCUUUUGUUUUAAGAACACAGGACACUCAUGGGUGCGUUAAUGUCAG
Molecule: messenger RNA, 1927 nt
Organism: Scleropages formosus (Asian bonytongue)
Lineage: Eukaryota; Metazoa; Chordata; Actinopteri; Osteoglossiformes; Osteoglossidae
Product: transmembrane protein 82-like
Exons: 6
Coding region: 231-1412 (393 amino acids)
Source: RefSeq, a predicted model, not a curated record